AUGGACCACCCCACUCUGCCCUUCAGCGAUGCAGAGGCCCACGAAAUCCGGGCGCUCUACAAUUUUCCAUUUUCUCUGGCGCCGACGGACGAGAUUUUGCAAUAUCCUGUCUCUGUCUGGAAGCAAGGAAACUACAUCACUGCUUGUAUUAGACGUGGCCUGAGAGAAGAAGCACGGAAGGCGAUGCAGCAUUCUUUCCCAGUCCCACGCCCCCAGGACAUAUCCCACCUACCCAACGAGCUCCUAUUUGAAAUAUUCGAGAAGUUGCAUCCCCUCGACUUGUAUCACCUAUGCCAAACGUCGAAGGACCUUAGGGAAUUGUUGUUAAACGGCGAGGCCUUCAGCCAUGUGUGGAAGGCCGCCUACGAGAACUAUCCAAGUAUUCCCUUAUGUCCCCAAGAUGUCAGCCUGCCGAAAUGGACAUCACUAUUAUUUGGGCCGGAUACUUGCGAUACGUGCGGCGCCGAACACGCAAUGACGGACAUCGCUUUCCGAGCGCGCUUCUGCGACAAUUGCAUGGAUGAAUACUAUUUCACCCGCUCCGACUUGAAGCGUGUUAUUCAAACCGGACCGAACUACUACGGCGCAGCAUUGUCCCUCACUCGCUCAAGUACUCGAUCAUCCGGCAUAAAUUACACUAAGCACGAGUCGAAGCGCUUUCUAAGAAGUGACGUCGAACGAAUCUGUCAGAAGAUGCAGAAGCGCGCUGCGAGUGCAGAAUCAGGAGUCUUGGCAGCCAAUAUUGACUCGAGCAGAGAGUUCAGCGAAUUUCUGACCCACAAGAUGCAUACUCGAGAGUGCAACAAGUGGUGUCGAACUCAAUACACGCUUUGCGAAAGAAUGCACGAGGCAACUACUCAGGCGCUAGCGAGAAGGUUCGCCUCCCAUAAAUUUGCCAAGAGCUUCGACCCACAGGAACUCCUCUCACCGUCCGUCACCACCUCCCUCUACGAGCUUUUCCUCUACUCCGGCGUUCGCAAGCUCCGCGGGCCCACUUUCCGCUCUUCCCUCACCUCCAUCUCCAAGAUCUUCUCUGAGGCGCGCGUCCUGCGCCUCGAAAGCGAGCGCACCCAACGCGAGCACGCUAGAUGCAAGCGCAUCCAUGAUGAAUUCGACGGGUACAUGGCGACCAUGCCCGCACGCAACUGGACCUAUCUCCCCCUCUGCGGGCGGGUAUUUAACCACCCGAUCGUGCAGGCGUUCGUGUUCAGCGAGACGGCGGACCCCGGCCCGGGCAAGAGGUCACCGACGUUUGGCGAGGUCGUGUGUGAGCUGAAGCGGUUCAUCGUGACGUGCUUCGAGGACCAUCAGAAGGAUUUGUAUGCGGCGCUCAAGAUUUUCGACUCCCGAGAGCUCAACCCCGCUCGUUAUCCAGCAACGGUGGAUAGAGUCGACCUCGCGACGACGAUCUUCGUGUGCCCGGUUUGCCAGUACAAGGCAGAGCGAUUAGGCGCCGGCGAGUCCGUGUGCAUCGGUCGGCGCGAGCUGGGAUUGCACGCGAACUGCUGGGAUCCCGAAUCGCUUCCGAGCUCGUAUGACGGCAGCUGGAACGUCCGACUCAGAGUCACUCCCGAAGGGACAAGGGCUGCUAAUUUCGUUGUUGGACUGUUGGGGCUUGAUGGGACGACUACGACCGCGGAGAAGCUGGACGAAAUUGACGCACGCUUCAUUUGCAACACUUGCUAUUUGGACGACGAGUGUGGUGCGAGUGGACGGGAUACGUUGACCUGGCGCGACUGUAUCUCGCACCAAGUGAAGAUGGCAGACGAAGACGGCCACGACGAGCCAUCUUUUAUCCUCCUCCCUGAAGAAAUCUCCUCCUGCGUGCGCUUCCACGAACAACCCUUCCCGCCACCCAAUUCUACCAUAUGGAGCUGCAUGCGAUGCACGGACCACCUAGCUUCGCGGGUAACCCGCCAGACCGUCAUCGCCCAUUUCAAGCAAUUGCACAGCCCAUACGCCUUCUACGACCCCAUCGAGGACGUAGACUAUUUUUAUUUCCCUCAAAGCUACGAGAUACCUGCAAGGCAGAAGGUCCGCCUUCCGUUUGAUACGCCGCAUAGGUGCAUGAGGUGUCCGGAGCACCUGAAUAAGCGCUUAUGGAGCUGGAAUGCCGUUCAUACACAUCUCAAGGACAAGCAUGGAAUACGAGCGCCGGCGGAGAGUGACUGGAAGAAUGUUCAAGUCGGGAACGAGGAAGAUGAGGAGGUUCCUGCACCAAGUGAGACGGAAUGUUAUAAUUCUAUUUCUAAGUUCCAUCAAAUGCACACUAUUAACUGCCUGUAA
This is a messenger RNA of Cyclocybe aegerita, 2286 nucleotides long. NCBI's taxonomy places the organism in Eukaryota, Fungi, Basidiomycota, Agaricomycetes, Agaricales, Hemipholiotaceae. The record is from the annotation of a GenBank genome assembly.